AUGAACAGCAGCAACAGUUACUUUAAUUUUGUAAUCAUGUGGCAAAGCAGAAAAAUAUCUGCAAUGUAUUUCAUGGACAAAGAUUCCAAACUGUCUAACUUAUUUCAACAGGCGAGCAGUCCUACCACAGGAACAGCUCCCAGGAGUCAGUCACGGUUGUCUGUCUGCCCUUCCACUCAGGACAUUUGUAGGAUCUGUCACUGUGAGGGAGAUGACGAAAGUCCCCUCAUCACACCAUGUCGCUGCACAGGGACCCUGCGCUUUGUUCAUCAGGCCUGCCUGCACCAGUGGAUUAAGAGCUCAGACACGCGCUGUUGUGAACUCUGCAAGUACGACUUUAUAAUGGAGACCAAGCUCAAACCUCUUCGGAAGUGGGAGAAACUACAGAUGACGACAAGUGAGAGAAGGAAAAUAGUUUGUUCAGUCACAUUCCAUGUAAUUGCAAUUACCUGUGUUGUUUGGUCAUUGUAUGUUUUAAUUGAUAGAACCGCUGAGGAAAUUAAACAAGGCAAUGAUAAUG
Molecule: messenger RNA, 520 nt
Organism: Pelecanus crispus (Dalmatian pelican)
Lineage: Eukaryota; Metazoa; Chordata; Aves; Pelecaniformes; Pelecanidae
Source: RefSeq, a predicted model, not a curated record